AUGUUGAUGGCAACAGAGUCAUUUAUUGCACCAGAGGAGCCCACAAAGAAAAAGAACGUCUGGUUUGAGUGGAAUGAAGAAUGUGAAGAGAGCGACUAUGAGGAUGAAGAAACUGCUGAUGAAGUGAUUGUGCAUACCAUCGUGGAAGAUCCAAACGAUAAGGUUCACAAGCACAGAAAUUUCCUUCACGACGAUUUCUUUGAUAAUUUUAUCGCAAACUUUGGACAAAAUGAUUGCGACGCGAAAAAUGACAAGACAUUCCAUGCGACAAAGCCUACAAGUGAAUACGCUUUUGUCAGAGAAGAGAUUGAUAUCAAACGCUAUUCUGACAUUGACGGACAAGGUACAUACGAUUCAGAUGGGGACGAGAUCCCACAACUAGUGGAACGAAAGAUGAAUGCUAAGCACUACGCAUCAGACAAAUGGGACCACGAUCAUGGAAUGCCCAAAUACGAGUACGACUCCGACAACUCUGGCAAUGAUGACAUUCCACUAUUUUUGGUCAACCAACAUGGUGUUUUGAUCGCAAGACGGCAAUACAAUAGCAACGACGACGAUAGCGAUGAUGACGAUGAAGACUCAACUCAUAACAAAGACGAUCCAUACUUCUAUGAUGAUGAUGGGGAUGAUAAGUCGACAGUGCAGACUGAAACAAGCAUCCAAGGUGAAAUCACCUUGACCCUAAACGGAAUUGCAAUGGCCAACAUGGAUAACUGGAAAUCUGAGGAGAUGAAACUGACACCGCAGACUUGGUUUGGAGACAGCGCAGCAAGUACACAUAUGUGCAAUGAUAACACAAACCUGUAUGACUAUGAUGUCAUUUGA
Messenger RNA from Cylindrotheca closterium, 825 nucleotides. The record is from the annotation of a GenBank genome assembly. NCBI's taxonomy places the organism in Eukaryota, Bacillariophyta, Bacillariophyceae, Bacillariales, Bacillariaceae.